Monomorium pharaonis (pharaoh ant) is the source of this 2335-nucleotide messenger RNA. RefSeq names its product NADP-dependent malic enzyme (gene Men). Lineage: Eukaryota; Metazoa; Arthropoda; Insecta; Hymenoptera; Formicidae. The record is from RefSeq and is a predicted model, not a curated record. Gene Ontology annotation, biological process: pyruvate metabolic process; malate metabolic process. Gene Ontology annotation, molecular function: NAD binding; malate dehydrogenase (decarboxylating) (NADP+) activity; malate dehydrogenase (decarboxylating) (NAD+) activity. Gene Ontology annotation, cellular component: mitochondrion. The coding region runs from base 148 to 1968 and encodes 606 amino acids. The transcript has 8 exons.
AUUACUGCGUGCUCUUCUAUAGCCUAUAGCUAGCACGAGAGUAAUGAAUUGUUCGCGAUAACGAUACGAGAUACGGAUCGAAAGACCUCGAUUAACUAAAUCCCCAGCUAAAAUCGCUUAAGUGUCUCUCGAUCGACAUUCGUCACGAUGGGCAACGCAAACUCCAGAGACAAUAAUAUGCGACGAAACGACAGGAUGACCCAGAGCAGUAGCCAGCCCGACUGUAGCAAGAGCAAAACGUCAACCAUGUCGAGCUUGGAGCGCGAUCAGCUGGGCCAACGAGGAAGCGGCGACGCUUUGUGCGCCGGACUUAUACGUGGCCUCGACCACAUAAGGGACCCGCAGCUGAACAAGGGUAUGGCAUUCACCAUCGAGGAAAGGCAGAUACUAGGUAUACAUGGUCUCCUACCGGCAGCCGUGAAAACCCAAGAAGAGCAAUUAGAACUCUGCCGUCUUAAUUUGGAACGUUACACGGACGAUCUUUCGAAAUACAUAUAUCUCAUAGGCCUACUGGAUAGAAACGAGAAGCUCUUCUACCGUUUGUUGGCAGAAGAUGUAGGUAAAUUGAUGCCGUUGGUGUACACGCCGACCGUGGGUCUGGCAUGUCAGAAAUUCGGUCUGGUUUAUCGUAGGCCGCGCGGCCUCUUCAUAAGCAUACACGAUAAAGGCCACGUCUACGACGUCCUGAAAAACUGGCCCGAACAUGACGUGCGCGCGAUCGUCGUCACGGACGGCGAGAGAAUAUUGGGAUUGGGUGACCUCGGUGCCCACGGCAUGGGCAUUCCCAUAGGCAAAUUGUCAUUGUACACUGCAUUAGCUGGUAUCAAGCCUCACCAGUGUUUGCCUGUCACUCUCGACAUCGGCACCAAUACCCAGUCUUUAUUGGACGAUCCCCUGUACAUCGGUCACAGGCACAAACGCGUCACCGGGAAAGACUACGAUGAAUUUAUAGACGAGUUCAUGAAGGCCGCCGUGAAGCGAUAUGGCGCGAAUACAUUAAUCCAGUUCGAGGACUUUGGGAAUUUUAACGCGUUCAGGCUGCUUCAAAUGUAUCGCAACGAUUAUUGCACCUUUAAUGAUGAUAUUCAGGGCACUGCCUCCGUCGCCGUUGCCGGAUUGCUAGCAUCUCUCCGCGUUACGCAGACAAAGCUCUCGGAGAACACAAUUGUAUUUCAGGGUGCCGGAGAGGCAUCGUUGGGUAUCGCGGCAUUGUGCGUAAUGACAAUGAAAAAGGAAGGGGUGAGCGAGGAGGAAGCCAAGAGCAAAAUUUGGAUGGUGGACUCGAAAGGGCUGAUAGUGAAAAAUCGUCCAAAAGGCGGACUGACGGAGCAUAAAUUGCACUUUGCUCGCGAAGAUAAUCCGAUCGAUACUCUGUUGGACGUUGUUAAGACCGCCAAACCGUCAGUUAUUAUUGGCGCAGCUGCUAUCAGGGGUGCCUUCACGACAGAAGUACUAAGAGAAAUGGCGCGUAACAAUGAUAGACCUGUCAUUUUUGCUUUAAGCAAUCCAACGAGCAAAGCAGAAUGCACUGCUGAAGAAGCGUACGUCGCUACUGAUGGAAGAUGCAUAUUCGCGAGCGGCUCGCCUUUCCCACCAGUCACGUACAACAAUAAAACUUAUUAUCCUGGUCAGGGUAAUAAUAGUUAUAUAUUCCCUGGAAUCGCACUAGCCGCAAUAUGCGCUGGUAUGCGCAUCAUUCCCGAGGAAACUUUCCUUAUUGGUGCAACAGCUCUCUCCGACUUGGUAACACAAGCCGACUUAGACAGCGGAAAUCUUUAUCCGCCGUUGGCCGACAUACAGAAAUGUUCGCUGAGUAUAGCGACUGCGAUCAUGAAAUAUGCCUACGAAAACUGCCUAGCGACUGUUUAUCCCGAGCCAACAGAUUACGAGAGUUUUAUCAAGGCGCAGCUAUAUGAUCCAAGCUAUAAGUCAUCGAUACCUCCAACUUACACAUGGCCGAAAUUGUAAUAAUACUUUCAUUAAUUUGACGACGACUUAAUUUCAUUCACAAUUAUUUCGGAUUACGGAGAAGUAACGGUAUACAUAAUGUUAAAAGCAUAAUAUACAUAAUGUUUGAGGGAAUUCUUCGCGCAACGAAUUUUUCUCGUUAUUUGAAAGCCUGUUGAUCGGGCUUAUUUUAUUUCUAACACCGCGUAUGUACGAACGUGAUCAAUAUAAAAUUAUAACAAUUUAUAGAAAUAAAUUUGUUUUUAAUAUGAAGCCAUUAUUAUUAUUAUUAUUAUUAUCAUUAUUAUAUGAAGUAAAAAUAAAGUAUAUAAACUCGAUGUAAGAAUUGAUUUGCUGGUUGAACAAAUAAAUAUCAACGCUGGUUUCA